GCGGUGGGCGCCGCCAUGGGGGAGCUGUUCCGCAGCGAGGAGAUGACCUUAGCCCAGCUUUUCCUGCAGUCCGAGGCCGCGUAUUGCUGUGUCAGCGAGCUGGGCGAGCUGGGGAAGGUGCAGUUCCGCGAUCUGAACCCGGACGUGAAUGUGUUCCAGCGAAAAUUUGUUAAUGAAGUCAGGAGGUGUGAAGAAAUGGACCGAAAGCUCCGAUUUGUUGAAAAGGAGAUCAAAAAAGCAAAUAUUCCUAUCAUGGACACAGGUGAAAACCCAGAGGUGCCAUUUCCACGUGACAUGAUUGAUUUGGAGGCAAACUUUGAGAAAAUUGAAAAUGAAUUGAAAGAAAUCAACACAAAUCAGGAAGCUCUGAAAAGAAACUUCUUGGAGCUGACGGAGUUAAAAUUUAUACUGCGUAAAACUCAGCAAUUUUUUGAUGAGGUCAGAAUACCGGGUGUGGGUCAGCACUUGGGCAGCAGGUUCUCCUCCCUCAAACUACCAUUUUUAUUCUCAAAUAUAUUUUCAGUUGUUGUUUUGGACAGCAGAUUCAUCUUCCUGCUUUAUCUAAGAAAGCUUCUCAAAUUAUUUUCCAUUUCUCAUGCAGUACACAUAGCCAUGGGUACAUAAUCAUGGGGAUUUACCUCUUUAAUUCUUUUUAACUUAAACAAUGGCUUCACUAAAAAUAUGCAAAAUAAAGUACUAGUAGUUCUGAAAGCAUGUCGACAGAACAGAAAUUUGCUGGUACAGCUAGCGAGAGUUUCUUCGUUAUGUGUACAGAUAAGCAGUCAUGCCUCAGUUACAGAGGUAUUACAAUCAAACUUCAGUGUUUGAAAUGUUAUAUGGAGAUUGUUCAUUAAGUCGUAAGACAAAGUUCAUGGAAGUUAACGGAUUUAUUUUUAACAUGUUGAGCCUUUGAUCAAGCCCCCGAAACUUUUAGAGGUAAGUUCUAGAGGAAAACAACAUUUAAAAUCGUUAACGUUUUGUCAGAUGAGAGCUGGGUCAGAAAGGGACGUACAUCUCGUGUCACUCGUGGUAUUUUGGCCUAAAGCCUGAAUAACAGAAAAGUUGGUCCUUCAUCUUAAAGCAUAAGUAUCUCAAAUCCCAGGGAGUUUUCUCAAAGAGCUCCCGUGUGGUUGUUAGAGUAGUAAGGACAUGGUUUUUGCUGAGACUGUGUCCAGUUUCCUCUAAUCAGCGAUUUGAUCAAAGAGUUCUUAUUGGAUGUGGCUCCUGGUGUUCGCAGAGGCUGUGAUGAAGAGCAGUUGGGCUCCUGCAAACUUCAGGCCGUUUCUCUGACGGUUUUUUCCUUGGCUCAGGAUGGUGCCUGUUCAGGCAUUAAGAUUAUUCCUGUGCCAAAACAAGCCUUCCUUGCUGCUGAUGUAGAUACUGCCCGUGUGAUCUGUUGGCUCAUGGGAUUUUUCAAUACCAAAAGACUCGUCUUCGAGUGUUGAAUGCCUGCCCAGGAGUUGCUGAGAGUCUCUUUGGACGACCAGCAUGAAUUUGAUAAUCUGUUACGUAGCUGCAUUAAGAUGCUGAUUGGCUCUCCUGUUCUAACUGAAUAUUGAGUAAAACCUUGCACUUGCAUUAAUUGCACUCAUCUAGAGAGAGCUGCCUACUGCCUUUCUUCGAGGACAGUAUGAACAUACUGAAAUUAAUUUUCUACUUAAAAAUCUGUCAGAUCUUCUGGGCUUUGUGCAAUCCUACAUAUCCUCAAACAUUGAAUGCUUUACUUUGUCAUGCUGUCAUUUGUAUGGAACCUUCAACACUGGAAGACUUUUAAGUUGUAAUCAAGAUUGUGCUAUUCAUAGUAAUAAGUUGCACAAGAAAUGGCUUGCUGCUUAGUCUUUUAUAUUUAGCAUUUGCUGUCUGGAGUCUCUGCAAUGGGGGUGGGAGGUUGUGAAAUUCUCUCAGUUCUUGUUAUGACCAUUCUUGUUAGCAUAGCCGUUUCUUGUUUCAACACACCAUGUUGAUGAUUAUGCUCCUUUUCUUAGUCUUCUUGUUUUUGCUUAUAAACAACAGUAUGGGCUGGAGAGCUUUCUCUGAAAGUUUUGCCAUAAGCAUCCUAAAGUGUGAGCGUAAAAGAAGACUGGAAAAGUAAUGGUUAAUGGCAUGCAGUCCCCGUCUCUCUUCCCUCUAACUCUUCUCAUCACCUGCUUUUUUUCUGUUUGUUUUGCAUCUGUCAUUUCUGUCUGGGCUCUGGGCUAAUAAGCUAAAUGGUGAAAUGAAUCCCUUUUAUUCUCGUGAAAAUUGAUUUUUGUUUCGGUCGUGACCUGGAAGGGGCUUGAAUUGUAUGGUGUUGUGGGCAGGAAUCCAGAGCCAGCACAGAGCAGAACCUGAAUCAAGAGCGUGGAAAACUAAACUUUUCUCAGAUCUUGAGAUUGAAGGUGCUGAGCAGGGUGAACACUUAAAACUGAGUGUGACCCGAUGUCACAACAACAACAAAACACAUAAAUGCAACUUCACAGUAACCUGGAAGUUUCACUCACUGCUGGAGGCAAAUGUUGCUCGAAGGACAUUUCCUGGCGUUUCAUCUUUCUGCAUCGUUGCUGAUGGCACUUUGAUUUCCUUGUAGUCUCUCCACUUUCUGUUUGUUGAUUCUUUUAACACUGACACACCUUUCCUUCCAGAACAGAGCGGAUCUUACCACAUCAUUUUCUUUGUAGAAAGAGCAUGAGCAUCAAAUUAAAGCACUUGGGAGAUAAAGUUAAAGAACAUAUUGUUUUUUUUCUUUUUUAUGCAAAUAAUUCUUCUGUAUGUAAGUUCUUGGUUAGUGAAGCUAGUCUAGUCAUCAUCUUUUUUUUUUCCUCCCCAAG
Meleagris gallopavo (turkey) is the source of this 2807-nucleotide messenger RNA. The record is from RefSeq and is a predicted model, not a curated record. NCBI's taxonomy places the organism in Eukaryota, Metazoa, Chordata, Aves, Galliformes, Phasianidae.